GGGGAGGGAAACGAGAAAAACUCGUUUCGAAAAAAACGUUUGCUUUUAUAUAUUGCACACCCGCCACGAUAUGCAAACACGUCGUAAUUCAGAACUUCUCGUUUAUAUUCCAGGAUGGAGCGUACGUGAAGAAGAGCGAUAUGGAUGGUCUCGGGCUUUGUCCUUACGAUCCGACACACAAUAGCACAGCGGUUUUCGCCGAGGGACAGUUAUAUGCCGCGACGGUGGCUGACUUCUCCGGUGGCGAGCCGCUGAUUCACAGAGAGAAAAUCCGCACCGAACGCUCGGAUCUCAAUCAGCUGAAUGGUCCGAAUUUUGUCAGCUCAUUCGCUUAUCAGGAUUACGUAUUCUUCUUUUAUCGCGAAACAGCUGUGGAGUAUAUGAAUUGCGGAAAGUCGGUCUACUCGCGGGUUGGCAGAGUCUGUCAGCACGAUAAGGGCGGGCCACACGCAUUUAGCGACAGAUGGACGAGUUUCCUGAAAGCGAGACUCAACUGUUCGGUACCGGGAGAAUACCCCUUCUAUUUCAACGAAAUACAGUCGACGAGCGACGUCACGGAUGGCCGAUACGCGGGCAAAUCCGCGCGAUUGGUGUACGGGGUUUUUACGACCCCGGUGAACUCCAUCGGUGGCUCGGCUAUCUGCGCAUUCUCCAUGGACAGCAUUCUCGAGGUCUUCCAGGGCGCUUUCAAAGAGCAAGAGACUAUAAACAGCAACUGGCUGCGAGUACUUCCGGAAAAGGUGCCCGAGCCCAGGCCGGGUGCUUGCGUCAACGACUCCAGAACACUUCCGGACAUUACGGUCAAUUUCGUCAAAGCGCAUCCCCUCAUGGACGACGCGGUGCAAUCCUACUUUUCGUUACCUGUGAUAACUAAAACCAGUUUCAAUUAUAGAUUUACCAAAGUUGCCGUAGAUCCUCAAGUGAAGGCGCUGGAUGGUAAAGCUUACGAUAUACUCUAUAUCGGCACAGAUGACGGCCGCGUUUUGAAGGCGCUUAAUACACGCGCCCCAGAGUCGUACGACAAUGUCGGUCAAGUUAUUGUCAGCGACGUCCAAGUGUUACGAUUCGGCCAAGCGAUUAAAGACCUUCUGGUGGUUCAUUUGGCCGGCGAAGCGAGCAAACUGGUUGUGUUCGCAGACUCGGAGAUCCGUGCGGUUCCCUUGCAUCAUUGCGAUUCGCCUGCUGCGGCUACCUGCAGAUCCUGUGUUGCCCUGCAGGAUCCUCAUUGCGCCUGGGACGCGACCGCGAACCUGUGCGUGGCGGUGCUAACAAAACUUCACGACAACGACGCCGACAAAACGCUGUUCCAGGAUAUCCCGACCGGUAGACACAGAAGUUGCGGACGCGAGCCAGAGGUAACGAAGUCCGUCCAGCCGGCGGUGGCGUCCGAAAUUGGGCGCGAUGAGCACCCCGACGAACGAGAGAAUGAAAUCAUCAUCGAAUUGGAUCGGGAAAAUCAGUACGGCCGUACACAGCCGAGGGCCAAUGAGCCUCAAGGCGUGACCGUAACACCGGUAGUAUACUCGGCCCAAACGUUGACGGGUGCGCUAAUAGGAACCUGUUUCUGUUCCCUGGUGGCCGGUUUUGCCUUCGGUUUCUGGUUCUCCCAGAGGCUACGCGGCUCGUCGUAUCCGGAGCCGUCUGAGCAACGGCAGCAGCUCAACCGGCUGACGGAGAGCUCGGAAUCGCCCGGCUUCAACAAUAAGUCCAUAAACCUCGUGCUGAACGUGCCGCCCAAGAACCCGAACGGCAAGAACGCGAACUCGUCCGCGGAGAAUAAGCCGGUCCAGAAGGUGAAGAAAACGUACAUAUGAUACAGAAGGCGGCACAGGGCCGUUUG
This is a messenger RNA of Monomorium pharaonis (pharaoh ant), 1840 nucleotides long. RefSeq names its product semaphorin-1A-like. The record is from RefSeq and is a predicted model, not a curated record. NCBI's taxonomy places the organism in Eukaryota, Metazoa, Arthropoda, Insecta, Hymenoptera, Formicidae. Gene Ontology annotation, biological process: negative regulation of axon extension involved in axon guidance; neural crest cell migration; positive regulation of cell migration. The transcript is spliced from 10 exons. Gene Ontology annotation, molecular function: semaphorin receptor binding; chemorepellent activity. The annotation marks the transcript as partial.